Molecule: messenger RNA, 1510 nt
Organism: Nannospalax galili (Upper Galilee mountains blind mole rat)
Lineage: Eukaryota; Metazoa; Chordata; Mammalia; Rodentia; Spalacidae
Gene: Enho
Product: energy homeostasis associated
Exons: 2
Coding region: 181-645 (154 amino acids)
Biological process (GO): positive regulation of Notch signaling pathway
Cellular component (GO): plasma membrane
Source: RefSeq, a predicted model, not a curated record
UGGAUGCGCAGGCCAUCCAGGUAAAGAAGGUGCAAGAAACGCCUGCAAAGGUGGGCCUCGUCCCUCGACCUCUGGAGGGCGGAAUCAUAACAAAGUGGACCCUCCAGCCUCCCGCCCCCUCUCCUCCUUCCCUCGCCCCCUCCCUCCCGGACGGUCCUGUCCCACCCCAGAGCACAACCAAUGGCGCGGGGACUCGCGCGUCCAGCCAAUGGAACGGCGGCAGCGGCACAGGGAUGGCGCCGCCCCCGAAGACCGCAGGCCGGCGGCCACUCAGGAGGCGGGGCUCUUCGCUGUUUUUGCGGUCCGCCGAGCUCGGCCGAGCUCCUCCGACUACCUCCCGCCGGAACCGAGCCCAGUCGAACCUAUCCGAGCCCAGCCGAACUCCGCGAUGCUCCAGCAGCCGCCGAGCGAGCGAGUGAGCGAGCGAGCGAGCUAGCGGCCCCGGCCACGGAGGAGGCGCCGCCCCAGGGGGAGGAGGUGCCCGCUCGCCGCAGACCGCCCGCGGCAGAGGCCGGCCCGGUCGCGCCCCGGCGGGAGCGGCCGGCAAAGGCUGCGCGGCCCAGGGGGAGGGCCCAGGAGUGGACGUCGCCCCUGCCCGCCUCCCGCCGCCCCCCGCCUGCAGGCUCUCGAGCCUCACUGCCCUGAGCAUCCCGCUGCCCCCAGACCCUCCCGCGGGCGCGCACCGGGCUCAACUCAGGCUCAGGACUGCAGGUGGGCAUCUCCACUGCCCAGAAGUCAUUGUGUGUGGACAGGACAGCCUCCUUGGAAAGUCAGCCAUACUGGAGUUCUGCCUCGGCAUGGACCUUGGCAUUGAGGCAGCUCCGCUGUCUGCACUGGUCUGAGGGUGCUGCCCGUCAUGGGGGCAGCCAUCUCCCAGGGGGCCCUCAUCGCCAUCGUCUGCAACGGCCUUGUAGGCUUCUUGCUGCUACUGCUGUGGGUCAUUCUCUGCUGGGCCUGCCACUCCCGCUCAGCUGACGUCGAUUCUCUCUCGGAAUCCAGUCCCAACUCCAGCCCUGGCCCCUGUCCUGAGAAGGCGCCACCACCCCAGAAGCCUAGCCAUGAAGGCAGCUACCUGCUGCAGCCUUGAAGGCCCAUGGCCUACCCUGGAGUUCUGGACCUGAGUCUACUCCACUCAGAGCCUGUAAUCAGGAUCCCAGAGUUCAGCCAAGCUGGGGUCCAGAAUUCAGAGUCCAAUGUCUUUUGGAGCUAGACCCAGCAGCCCAGAUUGUAGCCAGCCUGGCUCCAAGAGAGGCUUGGGUAGCCCUAGAGAGACAGGCCUGGGGUGGGGGUUUAGGAGUUGGUGCUAGGGCCAGGGCCAUCUGGACUCUACUCCAUCCUGAGGGCCAAGGGCUGAGUUUACCCUUUCCCUAGGCUCAGCACCUCUGGGCCCUCUACAUUGGGGAAGCAAACUGGAACCCAUGGCAAUAAUGGGAGGGUAUCCAGGCUGGGCUCCUCCUCUGGUCCUCCCACUGUUUGCUGGAUAAUAAAUGGAACUAUGGCUCUACCCUGA